AUGCGGCAACAGGGGGGACCACACACGCUUACACUUGGCAUGCCAACUGGCAGUCACACGGUGGUAUGCAGCACCGGGGUGACAUCAUUGCCAGUUGAAAAGUAUCUGCCGAUUGAGCAUGCUUGCUGGACAGCAGGACAGCCUGCGCCAUACUUGCAUUUGGCUCGCACUUUUGAUCUUGUAGAAAGAGAAAAAGGGAAGAUCAAAACUACUGCCAUGCUUUGCAACAUGUUCAGGAGUUUGCUUGCCUUAUCACCUAAUGAUGUGCUACCUGCUGUUUAUCUAUGUACUAACAAAAUUUCUCCGGACCAUGAAAAUAUGGAACUAAACAUUGGCGGCAGUCUAGUUAUAUCUGCUAUGGAGGAGUCGCUAGGAACGAGCAAAUCUAAAAUACACGAGAUGUACAAAACUUACGGUGACCUUGGUGAUGUUGCCCAAGAAUGCCGUCAGAAUCAAACACUACUUGCUCCUCCUCGUCCACUCUCAGUUCGGGAUGUAUAUUCUACACUACGAAAGCUAAGUGCAAUAUCAGGUGGUGGGAGUGCUGGGAGGAGAAAAAUUCUUGUGUUGCAUCUUAUUCGGUCUUGCAGAGAAAUGGAAAUGAAAUUUCUUGUUAGAACGCCGGUCCGUAACUUGCGUAUUGGCGCUAUGAUGAAGACAAUCUUACCCGCUCUUGCACAUGCCGUUGUUCUUCAUGAAAAAUGUUCAACAGGUCCUGUGGUAUCCUUGGAGGAUGUAAAAUCACAAUUGCAGAGCCUUUCAACUGAAAUUACUGAGGCAUACAAUGUCAUUCCUAAUAUGGAUUUGCUCGUUCCCUCUCUUCUUUGUGAAGGCGCUACAUUUGCAGCUUCGUCCUUAGCAAUGGUACCUGGCACACCUAUACCACCUAUGCUUGCAAGAAUUACUAAUGGGGUCACUCAAGCACUGAAGUUGUUUCAUGGUAGAGCAUUUACUUGCGAGUACAAGUAUGAUGGUCAGCGCGCCCAGAUUCACAGAUUAACUGAUGGAUCUGUGCAAAUAUUUUCAAGGCAAAUGAAAGAUUCGACUUCCCAAUUUCCCGAUUUAGUUAAGAUGAUCAAAGAGCUUUGCAACUCAGAGGUGGCCAGCUUUAUACUGGAUGCUGAAGUUGUGGGAAUCGAUAGGAAUAAAGGAAACAGGCUGAUGUCAUUCCAAGAAUUAUCUUCAAGAGAAAGAGGGAGCAAGAACUCCUCAAUUGCAAUUCAGAACAUAAAGGUUGACAUCUGUGUGUUUGUUUUUGAUAUUAUGUUCUGCAACGGACAAAGGCUAUUGGAUAACCCACUUCGUCAAAGGAGAAGCUACAUCCAUGACCUUUUCCAGGAGAAGCCAGGAUACUUGGAGCUAGCUCAGCAGUUAAUUGUUGAAGAAGAUGAAGCAUCGAUAGAUAAUUCUAGCACUUUACACAGAAUGAGCAGCUUUUUUGAAAAAGCAUGCCAGUCUUCUUGUGAGGGUAUAAUGUUGAAGACUCUUGAUAUUGAUGCUGGAUACUCUGCUUCCAAGCGCUGUGAUUCAUGGUUAAAGGUGAAGCGUGACUAUGUGGAAGGCCUAGGUGAUAGCCUUGACUUAGUUCCAAUCGGUGCAUGGUAUGGAAAUGGACGGAAAGCUGGAUGGUACAGCCCUUUUCUGAUGGCAUGCUACAACCCUGAAUCUGAAGAAUUUCAAAGUGUCUGUCGUGUUAUGUCUGGUUUCUCAGAUGAUUUCUAUAAGGAGAUGAAGGAGUUUUAUUCUGGUGAAAAGAUACUGCCCAAGAAACCCGUGUACUACAAAACAGAUGAGCAGCCGGAGUUGUGGUUCACUGCUGAACAAGUUUGGGAGAUCCGAGGUGCAGAUCUCACACUAUCCCCUGUCCAUCACGCGGCCAUCGGUGUCGUGCAUCCAUCGCGUGGGAUCUCAGUGAGGAUGCCGAGGCACAUACGGUGCGUUCCGGAUAGGAGCCCAGAGGAUUGCAGCACGGCCACCGACGUUGCUAGCAUGUUCAGAGCCCAAACCAGGAAGAUGGAGGUCAGCAGCGAUGGCCCGGGUGCAGGUCACCAGUGA
Messenger RNA from Triticum turgidum subsp. durum (durum wheat), 2055 nucleotides. The record is from the annotation of a GenBank genome assembly. NCBI's taxonomy places the organism in Eukaryota, Viridiplantae, Streptophyta, Magnoliopsida, Poales, Poaceae.